CUUACUUCUAUUAAAAAAAGGCAAUGUUCAAAUAUUGACUGCAAGCCGCCGAUAGUUCAAUAGAUUGAUGCAGCUGCGCCCAUCAAUCCGUGAAAUCCCUUCACACCCCGGAACUCCCUUUUCCCCUCCCUCACAUCUUCACACCAAGGUGUAUUGAGUGCCUUGUGGUCUCAUCAAUGCUUUUCAAGGUAGUAUAUGCGCUCCUGGCAGUCCAGGCGAGUGCCGUCCAUUCAUUUGCGAUCGGGGAUGAGACCUUUGACUACGUUGUCGUGGGCGGAGGCACCAGCGGGAGCGUCAUUGCGACACGAAUCGCGCAGCAUUCCUUCAAGGUUGCUUUAGUUGAAGCUGGAGGUCUGUACGAGUUCGAGUCUCUGGCGGCCGUCCCUGCUGCUGACGUACUCCCCGCGGGAUCGGAUCCCAAUACACAGUCAGCGGUGGACUGGGGAUUCGUCACACGGGGGCAACCUGGUGCAAAUGGGCGGGCGAUACAUUAUGCUCGAGGCAAAUGUUUGGGAGGGUCGUCUGCUUUGAACUUUAUGAUUUACCAACGACCUACUCGAGAUUCAAUGCAAGAAUGGGCAGACGCUGUCGACGAUGAAAGCUACACCUUUGACAAUGCUCUUCCCUUCUACAAACGUAGCCCACACUUCACGGCCCCAAAUUCCAAGCUUCGAGCUUCCAAUGCCACAGCAGGACACAAUGCCGAUGCAUUCGACCCCAACGGCGGCCCUCUUCAGGUAUCAUACUCGAACUAUGCCCAAACAUUCUCUUCCUGGAUGAACCUCGGCAUGCAGGCAAUCGGCAUCAACGAUACCCAGGACUUCAAUUCGGGUUCCUUGAUGGGAGGACAGUAUUGCUCGUCUACAAUCGAUCCAUCAAGUGAGCUCCGUAGCAGCUCGCAGACGUCAUUCCUGGCAUCUAUCAAGCCUUCGACCCUGAAGGCGUACUCACAAACCCUCGCGAAGAAGAUCGUGUUCAAUGAACAGAAGAAAGCAACCGGCGUACAGGUUAGGGGCACGUUCGGCAAUACGUUCACUCUUUCAGCCUCAAAGGAGGUUAUAGUAUCUGCUGGCGCAUUCCAGUCUCCACAACUUCUAAUGGUAUCCGGUGUCGGUCCUGCAGAUGAGCUGAAACAGCACGAAAUCACCGUGAUUGCCGACCGGCCUGGUGUGGGACAAAACAUGUGGGACCAUCCAUUUUUCGCGCCUUCAUAUCGUGUACAGGUCGACACCCUUACUAAAUUCACGAGUAACUUUAUUUACGCGGCUGGUCAGCUCUUGAAUGGGGUAGCGGGGAAGUCUGGCCCCUUGACGAACCCGGUCGCCGACUACCUAGCCUGGGAGAAGAUCCCACAAGCCCUACGCGCGAAGUUCACCCAGAGUUCUCAAAAAGCUUUGUCUAGGUUCCCACCAGACUGGCCAGAGGCUGAGUACAUCUCUGGUGCAGGCUAUAUCGGCAAUGUCUCUAAUCUACUGUCUGAUCAGCCAAAGGACGGAUACCAGUAUGCCUCCAUCUUGGGCGUUUUGGUCGCACCCUCAUCGCGAGGCAAUAUCACCAUCAAAUCUUCCAACACUGAUGACCUCCCCGUCAUCAAUCCCAAUUGGCUCGAUGACCCAGCUGAUCAGGAAGUUGCCAUCGCCAUGUUCAAGAGAAUGCGCGCGGCUUUCAAGAGCGAUGCUAUGGCACCCGUGGUCAUCGGAGAAGAAUACUACCCGGGUGUGAAAGUCCAAAGUGACAGCGAUAUCCUCGAAUUCAUUAGAAAUAAUGUGAUGACUCUUUGGCAUGCAGCUUGUACCUGCAAAAUGGGCAAGUCCGACGACGACAUGGCUGUGGUGGACGCCCAGGCACGGGUAUACGGCGUGCAGGGACUGCGUGUCGUGGAUGCGAGCGCCUUCCCAUUCCUGCCUCCUGGUCAUCCCCAAUCGACAGUUUAUAUGCUUGCCGAGAAGAUCUCGGAUGCUAUCAUCAACUGUUCUUAGAUUACUACAGCUGGGGAGCGAAACAUACACAAUCCAAUCCCCAGUAUAAACUUUUGUAUAAAUUUAUCGCGUUAUCUGUGGGAAUAUUCGGGGUUUGUUUCUGUACAUAUUUCUUCUUUGUAUUCGAUUCCACAUAUUCAUCGGCCUGGCGGGUACCGAGAAC
Penicillium brasilianum is the source of this 2142-nucleotide messenger RNA. The record is from the annotation of a GenBank genome assembly. NCBI's taxonomy places the organism in Eukaryota, Fungi, Ascomycota, Eurotiomycetes, Eurotiales, Aspergillaceae.